AUGGUAGAAGAGCCACUACAAGAAAAAUGGGCAUCUGCUCUAUUUUGUCCCUCAUCGUGUACUCCAGAUCGUCUCCUCCCACCUGCUCUGCGUAAUCGCCCUUGGUCGCUGCAUAAUCGCCCCUGGCCGUUGGCAUAUUAUCUCCUCCUGAGGUCGCUUUCAUCUCCCUCCUACUCUUUAUACUAUAAUCGCUUGAGCAAACUAGAUCAACGACAAAGAAGAGGUCAUAAUCUUAAUCUGAAGGCUUUGAACACCGUACAGUCUCUAAAAGAUCAACAAUCGGCUGCUCGAAUGACAUUGACAAUAGAUACCUAUACAAAGAAAUUCAUUGGGGAAACAAUGAUUUCAUUUUUAACAAAGGUUGGAAUUGUGCGAAGUUGUUGUGGGAUGAAAUACCAUACAUGGGAGAAAAUCCCAAAAGAAAAUAAAGAAGAAAUGAUUGAUAGAUUACGUGAAAAUUUUGAACUACCACAGGAAGAUAGAAUUAUGAUGGAAUAUGUGGAUGAGCAAUUGAGACGACAAUGGAAACGUACACGAAAUACAUUGAAAGAUUAAUGGAAGAUAAAAGGAGGAAAAAAUUGUUCAUUAUCUAAUAUGUAACGUAACUUGGAGAAAAAGGCUUUUAAAAGUAUUUGUAGGAAGCAUAAAACUUUACUGUCUGUAUGAGAGGCAUCAAGUGGACCUGUUAUGAGGAAAAAAGACGUACCAAUCUUAUCAGCAACCGAAACAUCUCAGUCAGCUCUAAAAGAUCAAGAAGAUAUGAAAAGUCAUGUUGUUGCACUUGAGGAAAAGUUGCGAUACAACAAUGAGAAAUUGAAGCAAAGUGAAGAAAAAAUUGCAAAAAUUUCAAAAUUUAUGACCUCAAAGUUCCCAAACUUUAAAGAUGUAGUAUGCCCUAGUGAUGAAGAUGAGCAAACUAUACAUGAGGACAUAAUGCAUCUAUGAGAACCCUAUUCUUAUUCAUGACCUUUUUUUAAAGUUUGGUAUUCUCACAUCUGCUUUAUUUUUUAGUGAUUUGAUUGUUAGUUUAUUAUUUCAAUGUUUAGAUUUGAAGAUAUUUGGAUAUUUUUAAUUGAUUUAUUACUAGGUUUUUAA
This is a messenger RNA of Lactuca virosa, 1095 nucleotides long. The record is from the annotation of a GenBank genome assembly. Lineage: Eukaryota; Viridiplantae; Streptophyta; Magnoliopsida; Asterales; Asteraceae.